This is a messenger RNA of Umbelopsis ramanniana AG, 2579 nucleotides long. RefSeq lists its product as uncharacterized. Gene Ontology annotation, biological process: tetrahydrofolate biosynthetic process. The coding region runs from base 57 to 2378 and encodes 773 amino acids. The transcript has 3 exons. NCBI's taxonomy places the organism in Eukaryota, Fungi, Mucoromycota, Umbelopsidomycetes, Umbelopsidales, Umbelopsidaceae. Gene Ontology annotation, cellular component: mitochondrial envelope. The record is from RefSeq and is a predicted model, not a curated record. Gene Ontology annotation, molecular function: 2-amino-4-hydroxy-6-hydroxymethyldihydropteridine diphosphokinase activity; dihydropteroate synthase activity; dihydroneopterin aldolase activity.
GCCAGCCACGUGAUCGCCUGAAAUUUCCUUUUUAUUUUUAUUUUUUAAAUAAGCUUAUGCGGGAAGAUGAGCCCGCCGUUUAUACCAUGUCCAUCGAAGCGAGAAAAACGGACAAGAUUCUGAUUAAGAAUCUGGUUGUUCGCAACACUGUUGGAGUAGACUCCUGGGAGAGAUGCAAGACACAGCCUGUGGUCAUCAAUGUCUGUUUGUAUACAGACAUCACCCCGGCAGGCGACUCUGACCACGUCACUAAAUCCAUUCACUAUGGCCAUGUCACCAAGGCUGUGACCAAGGUUGCCGAAGAAACCACCUUCCGCUCUUUUGAGGAACUGGCACAUGCUAUUGUCAAGGUCGGUAUCAUCAAGUUUGGAGCUGUCAAGGCCACUGUCAAGGUCGAGCAGCCUCGUGCUCUCUUGCAUGCCGCUUCCGCCGGUGUAGAAGUGACCAGAACCAGCGCUGAUCUUGCCGACUUAGCGGCAGCUUUGGAAAAGCAAGAGAAAAAUGGAGGAGCAUCUAUUAGCUUCGAGACGGUUGGCGACGUUUCUGGAUUCGGCUACGACGAUGUUGUGUUUGUCAAGGAUCUCAAGCUCUCGACUAUCAUUGGUGUCAACCCAUGGGAGCGCGAAGAAAAGCAAGUGGUUGUUAUCAAUCUCAAGAUCUAUCCCUUGACUCGUUCCGAAGAGCAAAAGUCAUACCAUCUUCGUACCAUUGUGCGAUCGGUGUCUCGACAUAUUGAAGCUUCCGGCUACAAAACUGUUGAAGCCUUUGUUGCAGCCAUUGCUCGAAUCUGUCUCGAGAAAUGCCAUGUGAGCAAAAUCACCGUGAAGGUGGAGAAGCCUAGUGCCUUGGUUUUCGCUGAGAGUGCUGGUGUGGAAAUCACUCGCGAUCAGCAGUGGCUUAAGGAGAUCCAGGAAGAGGAAAGCAAGGGUGGCAAGACGUAUGCUCACUUUAUGGAACAAAGCCGUUUUGCAGAUAUUCCGGCCAAUUACACCCAUUCGGCUUAUAUAGCCGUAGGAUCCAAUGUAGGCAACCCCAUUGCUAACAUCGAGAACGCACUUGCUCUGUUGGAGAGCCAAUGUUCAUCUACUGUGGUCGACACCAGCUUUUUGUACGAGACACCUCCUAUGUACUACACUGAGCAAGCACCUUUCUUGAACGGCGCUAUUAAGAUCUUGACAAGUUUGUCACCAGAAGAUUUGUUACGCAAGCUGAAAGAAGUUGAAGCUGAACUUGGACGACAACCUUCUUUCCGCAACGCUCCUCGUCCCAUUGACCUGGAUAUCUUGUUCUACGAUGAUAUUGUCUACCAUUCGGAAGUUUUGACUAUUCCACACCCUAAAAUCCAGGAAAGGGAAUUUGUUUUAUGGCCAUUAUGCGAUAUUGCCAAGGGCAUGGAACACCCAACCUUAUUCCGUACUUGCGGACAAAUGUUGUCCCAGUUGUUGAAAGUGACUGCAGAAUCUCCUGAAGGCCCUCUCAAGAUUAACAAAGUGCUACCUAUGCACCGCAGCGCUCAGGUCAUGUGGAAAUGGGAUGCCAAGACCUAUGUUAUGGGUAUCCUUAAUACCACUCCUGACAGCUUCUCAGAUGGUGGUGAGCACAUGGAUGUUGAGACGGCUGUGGCUCACGCUGAACGUAUGGCUGAGGAAGGCGCCGAUAUGAUCGAUAUUGGUGGCAUGUCCACUCGCGUCAAUGCUGAUGAAACGUUCCCUGUGGAAGAAGAAAUCCGAAGAGUAGUUCCGGUCAUCAAGGCAUUACGCGCCAAGGGAUUCAAGCUUCCUAUCUCCAUUGAUACCUUCCGCGCUCAAGUUGCAGAGGCGGCUGUUCAAGCUGGUGCUGAUCUUAUCAACGAUGUGAGCGGAGGUAGUCGCGAUGCUGAGAUGCUCGCUGUUAUGGCUAAAACCAAGGUUCCAGUAUGUCUCAUGCACAUGCGAGGUACAGCCACUACCAUGCAGAGCAAGGAGAAUACCACCUAUGAAAACGACGACGUGGUAGAAGAUAUCAACCAAAAGCUUCAGCAUCUCAUUGAUCAAGCUAUUGGCAGCGGUGUUUAUCGCUGGAAUAUCAUUAUCGACCCUGGCAUUGGCUUCGCAAAGACUGGAAGUCAGAACUUUGACAUUCUUCGAGAGAUGAAGCAGAUCAUUGGCCAUGACGCCCCACUGGAAGGAUUCCCUUGCCUGGUCGGCCCAUCUCGCAAAAAGUUCAUCGGUGAUGCCACCGGGGUUUCGGAAGCAUCCAAGCGCGGAUAUGGCACAGCGGCUGCGGUUGCCGCUAGUAUUGCUGGAGGAGCCAGCAUCAUUCGAGUGCAUGACGUACGUGAAAUGAGUGAAGUGACCAAAGUGAGUGACUCAGUAUGGAAGAAGGGACGUGAUUUGUAAUCUCUUCCUUUGUCUUGCCCAAUUUCUUUUGAAUCCUCCACGUUCAACACGUGUAUUAUAUUUUUCUUUUUCUUGGAUGUAAGUCCACUUGUACAAAAAGACAUAACUUUAUAGAGUUACAAAAAAAACCCAUCGUAAUAAAAAGCGUUCAUUCAACUGCAAAAAAGCAAGAUGGUUGAUAUCUAAAUUGCCAUUUCCGGU